This is a messenger RNA of Camponotus floridanus (Florida carpenter ant), 8955 nucleotides long. RefSeq names its product zinc finger protein Xfin. Gene Ontology annotation, cellular component: nucleus. The record is from RefSeq and is a predicted model, not a curated record. The coding region runs from base 592 to 7377 and encodes 2261 amino acids. The transcript is spliced from 10 exons. Lineage: Eukaryota; Metazoa; Arthropoda; Insecta; Hymenoptera; Formicidae. Gene Ontology annotation, molecular function: zinc ion binding.
CGACGCGGUGCGGUGCGGUGCGCGGUGCAGUGUGGUGCAGCGCGCUGCCUGUCCCGGGUAGAGCGGUAUCGCAGCGAGCCUCGCAUCACGGGCGGCGACAGCGGCGGCGUCGCGAAGGAUGCGGUCCGAGGAGCGGAAGAGGAAGCUCUAGGCCGUUGGUGGUUGGUGAGGCAGAGGCAGGCAGGUAGUCGAGUGAACGUAGGCACGUAGGUAGGUAGCUAGACGAGGAGGAAGAGCCGACGAGGUGUGGGCCUUACCUUAUCGGUAGGAAGGAGAGAGACGGACGGACAGAGAGAGAGGAAGAGAGACGGAGGGAGAAACGCACGGAGUCUACCAGUUCGUCCCGGGCAGCGGUACGACCGCGAGAUUACGUUGUCGUUGUCGUCGUCCAUCAUAGUUCCCGUCCAUCCGUCCGGCUGGGAGGAUAGCAGCGAGACGUUGCAACGUUGUCACGCGUCACUCCCCAUCGACGUAGUCUCGCCAUCGACGUCGACGGCGACGCUGCUACGACGGGGACAGGGAGCGUGAGAGGGAGCGAGAGAGACAGACAGCGAGGGACGCGAAUUUUGUCGAGAGAGUGGCGACAUUACGAUGGCGACGAUAUCGACUACGACGACGACGGCGGCGGCGACGGCGACGACGGCGACGUUGACGUCGACGUCGACAUCGACAUCGGCAUCGACCCCGACAUCGACGUUGGCAACUGCAACGAAGAGCACGAUGGCGAUGCCGAUGGAGCGGAGGAAAUCUUAUCACGAUCUCUGUCGUCUGUGCGCCUCUUACGACAACGUCAGCAUGCAUAUAUUCGGCCAGGAAGGCAGAAAGCGGCAGCUCGUUGACAAAAUUCAGACGUGCCUGUCGUUCAAGAUAGAGGAAGUUGAUCCUUUGCCGAAAGUCCUAUGUUAUCGAUGCAUGUAUAAUUUGGAAAAUUUUUACGACUUUAGAACCGCAUGCGUGAACGCAUCUGCUUGGCUGGAAAGAAAUAGGCCCAAGGAAGACGCGAACGAUGACGGUGCAAAUGAUAGCGCGCAGUGCAGUGAGAUGCACACGGAGCUUCUAAAGGGAAAGGAAAAUAUGCCAAUACUUAUCCCGGAGGCGCCGGUGGUCAAUCCGAAUGCCGCGUUAGGUACACCACCGAGGUUGAAUUCCGAUGGUGAGGCCGAUCCCGAGAUUGAAGAGAUUCUCGAUGCGAGCGAAGGUACGGACGAAGUGCUCGAUGAUUCGACAGAGGAUCGACGAUCGGAAUACGAAUACGAGAUGGAUAUGGAGACGAAUCCUAGUGACUUCUUAGAAAUGACGCCGAUGGUAACCGAGGAAAACGAGGAGGAGUGCGGCGCAAACAAUACGAGUGUCGCAGCCAGUCAACAAGAGGCCGUGACGGUCUUUCCACCUACUUCGCAGCAACACGAGGUCUACGUAUGUUCUCUGUGCAACAAGGCAUUUAGCUCCAAGGGUCAUCUUUCGUUGCACGCGAGGAUUCACGUGGGUGAGGGUGACGUGAUCGGCGAAAGAGUCAUUACUGACGACCAUACCUCGUAUCAGCGACCGUAUCAAUGUGAUCUCUGUCAUAAAUCGUAUUCUACCGCGAAGCAUCGCUGGGGACACGUUUCUACAACACAUCGGGGACAUCCUGCGGUAACGUGUGCGUAUUGUUCGCGUAUAUACUCAACGCGGUGCAAUUUGGAUGAGCAUAUAAAAUCGCGACACGCCGGUCUACCACCACCCCCGGAAUUAUCAGUUUCCUUUUCUCGCGCGGAAACACAUUAUCAAUGUCAAACGUGUCCAAUGAUUUAUAAAGAUCUAGCAGACUUCAACGCGCAUCGUCAGAUAUGUAUUGAGGAGCAACGCACUGAUUUAUUAAGACAAAGCGACGCGCAGAAUAAUAAAAGUUUAGUCGAUAUGUCCGACGAUAUGUCAAGUAUUAUAGAUUCGGACGACGAGAAUAAAGACUUUAGGAGUGCUGAGGCUAAACUGGCCAAGAAUCCGCAGUUGACUAUAUUGAAACAAGCAUUGACUAAAGGAGACAGUUUAAAACGGAUUUACGACGAUGAUGGUUCAACGUCAAGUUGCAAGGCGAGAAAAAUAGUCAAGAUAGAAGGUGAGACGAAUCCUGAGGUAAAAAGGUGGUAUUGCGAAUAUUGUCCGCAAAGUUUUACAUCGGUGGACAAUCUAAAGUCACACGAAGUUAGGCACGAUGUCGAGAAGCCGUUUAUUUGCAUACUGUGUCGAAAGGAUUUCGUUUUGAAGUCUUCAUUGAUGAGGCAUAUUACGUCGGCGCAUGGCGUUGAUCCUACUCCUAUCAUUGACAGUGAUAAGUGUCUAAAAACAUCUGUAAUGUCUCAAAAUUGGAACCGAAUGGAUGUCAGCCUUUAUGAGCAAAGUGAAAUAAAAGAACCACCAGAAUUCUCGUCGUCACCCGAGACAAAUUUGGAUAAUGAUGACAAAGAUUUGAAAAAUAAUGAAAUCGAAACAGUAUUUAUAUGUGAGAUUUGUGCGAGGGAUUUUAAUGAUCGAGCGUCGUUAUGGUUGCACAUGCGUGCAACGCAUAAGGAACUUGCUGCACUUGCCUGUGGAGUAUGUUUAAAGAUUUGUUCCGAUAAUACACAGCUCCAAAGUCAUCUCUACAUGUAUCAUGGAAAAUCCAAGCUUUUAAUAUCGGAACAAAGAAGGUAUAGCUGCACAAUAUGCGGCAGACAGCAUGAUUCAAGAAAAAAGUUAAUAGCUCAUGUCUCGAUACACAAUAUCGAUUCUGGAUAUGAUCCUGCAAUUUUUGUACAAUUAAACAGUAAUUACUAUAACGAAAACUUGAAUGGUACCGAAGGAAAUGAACAAGUAAUAGAUUUUGAUGGAGAAGAUGGAGAGAAAGUAGAUUGUUACAUUUGUUAUAAAUCUUUUCCAAACGAGGAUCACCUUAUACGACAUCAAAGAAAUGCGCAUAAGUCUGAACAGAUAAUUCCGCUAGGAGAAGCGGGAAGUGGAAACGCUCCGAAUGUCAACGGCAAUGGUAAUAGAGCGCAGUAUCAUUUAUUUUUCGUUUGCGAGAUUUGCGGUAGUUCUCAUUCGAGUAAAUGGGAACGUUGGUUGCAUAUCAACAAUAUGCAUAACAACGAACCUUCCAUCAAGUGCGAAUGGGAAAAUUGUGGAAAAAUAUUCGCGACAAAAUCAUUACGUAAUGAUCAUCUCCAGCAUCAUUUGAUCCAAGGCCCGUCACCAAACACCUGCGAGAUUUGUGGGAAAUUAUGGCCUACUCGUGUCGAUUACUGGAAACACGUGAUGGGCGUUCACGCCGAUACGGUGCCCCUGAUCUGCGGCGUUUGUCUGAAAGUAUUUUCCGAUGUGAUGCAGUUAAAUGCCCAUGUAAAGGCGAAACAUUGGCCACUGACCAAUGGUGAUUUCAGCUGUGAUAUUUGUGGUAGGCCGUAUUCCAAUAAAUCCAAAAUGUCACGGCAUAGAAAGAUCCAUGGUUUGGAAGUGGCAGCGGCAGCGGCAGCAGCGGCCGCGGAAGCGACGGCGGCUGUUGCGGAUGUCGCGUGUGAUAAUAGUAACCUCAACGAGAUAACCAACGAAUCAGUGAAACUCGAGCAUGGCAAUAACAGGGCCGUAGAUCUCAAAUUGAAAUGCGAACAAUGCCCCGAGCACAAGUUCACGACUCUGGACAGUUUACGCAAUCAUCGUCGAGCAAUUCACAAUCUCUUCCCGUGCGAUUUAUGCGUUAAGUACUAUGGUCGCACGUCGCACUUGUGGAAACAUGUAAACAGGGUACAUAAGGGUCACGCGGACGUGACUUGUCCGUAUUGUGCGAAAACGAGCGCGUCGAGGGAUCAUCUUACGGCGCACAUUGCGAAGAUUCAUAGGUACAUACCUACGAUAGGUGGCAAAGACAAUCAGAACUGUGUAGUUUCCAAGUCCUUGAAUAUCGAAGAUGGAAUCCUGCAUUAUUGUGAAAAGUGUAACAAAGGAUUCCACAAGCGUUAUCUGCUCCGACGUCAUAUGAAGGGUUGUCAAAACUACCGUAAGGAUCCUGGAGCAUUGUUGACCCGCUGCCGAGCCUGCGAGAGGAUAUUCAAGGAUCGUGCGAGUUUGCAGAAACAUAUUGAGAAUCACCACAGCACGUAUACCUGUCAUUUGUGUAACGAGACCAUCACUUCCAAACUGGGCAUCAUGACCCACAAUCGCGUCAAUCAUAUGGAUCAUCCGGAUCUGACGUGUGACCAUCCAAGCUGUAAAAAGCUCUUCCGCACUAAGGAGGAUCUCGAGUCUCAUCGAAAAGAUCACAAAUAUCAUAGCAAUCCGAAUGUCUGCGAUUUCUGUGGCGACACCGUGGAGAAUAAGCUAAAGUUGAAGAUGCACGUACUAUCGUUACACCGGAACGAGAUUGGUGUGUCUUGCGGCGUUUGUCUCAUUCCUAUGAAAGAUCCAAAAGAUUUGAAGAAACACGUCGAGGCGGAGCACAGUAGCGUUCUUUCCAAUCCGAAUACGUGUCAGGUAUGUGGCAAGCAGUAUGCAUCCAAGUGGAAGGCUUUUGAUCACACGAAGAAAUGUCACGGAAAAGUUUUCCUCACGUGUAAACAGUGUUUAGCAGUUUUUACGGACGAAAAUGCUAUACGUGAUCACUACGAACACGUGCACAAUGUUCCAAAGGACCAAUUAGCCGUUUUCGAAUAUAGAAUGGACAUCAGUGCAAAGAGGGAGGAUUACGAAAUGCCUGAUAUCAUCGUGAAAGAAGAACCGGACGAUCUCGAGUUCGACGAGGAAAUGUGUGACGAAAGUUCGAGCGAUUCUCGCAAACGCAGACGAUCGCCGAAUGAUACGUAUGAUUGCGAAAUGUGUCCUGAGAUCUUCCUCAAUUCGGACACGCUCGCCAAGCAUUAUCAGAACGUCCACAACACCGAUCCCGUCCGUAUGUUCAAAAAGUUUAAGAAGAACAACGGUGACGGCAAGCGUAAAAUGAGAAACAGAAGCAACUACGAGUGCAAAAAUUGCAAGAAGCAAUUUUCUACCAAGACCCUAUUCUGGAAUCACAUCAACGCGUGCACGCGACGAAACUCGAUAUGCAGAUUCGACGUUCCGAAUAAUAUCUCGACAUCGAUUCUAGAGUCGCAUUUGAAGAACAAUAAUCAGAUUCAGCGAGAAGAACCGAUGCCGUUGACGAAUGAAUCCAAUUUGAACAUUCCUGACUUCAACUUGUUUGAGGACAUCAAUCUGCAAUUGUCAGCCCAGAAACCGGUGCCGAAUCUCAUGCCGUUGUCGCAAGUAAAAGCAGCGGGUAAUAGCAAAUGCUCGCGCAAAGACUCACGCAAGGUGUAUGACGAAUCGACCAAUACCGAGUGCACGUGCGAGGUCUGUGGCAAACAGUGGCCCGCUAAGAAGCACUUGUGGCAGCACUUGAUUCGCUUCCAUCGGGCCGAAGCGGCCGUUACCUGCGGUGUAUGCUUGAAGCUGUGCAAAUCCUAUCAAGACUUGGCCGAUCACUUAAAGGCCGAACAUGCUCCCGUUUUGUCGCCGGAAGGCAACAAUUUCACGUGCAAGACGUGUGGCAGAUAUCACAACGCGAGAAGCAAAUUGCUGCUGCACAUGAGUAUUCAUAUCGGAUACUUCCGAUGCGAGAAGUGCCAACAAGGUUUCGCGAGUGAAGAGAAACUCGGCGAGCACGCGACAAGCUGCAACGGCAAGUCGGAAUUUGAAGAUCAUGCAGCAACAGCGGAUAUUGAAGAUAACGCGAAAAAUGACAAUGAUGAGAAAGGCAGUUUGAUUGCCGAUGAAACGUCGGUCAUCGAGGAGGAGGUUGAAGAAGCGGAUUUUGAAUCGGAGGGCGAAGGUAGCAGAGGCAUCCAAAACGAAGAGAACAAUAGCGAGGAAGACAAUUCAGAUAGCGACUCGGAUAGCGGUAGUAAUAGUAGUUCGAGCGAGAACGAGGCCGAAGAAGAAGAGGAGGAGGAGGAAGAGGAGGAGGAGGAGAACGAAAAUGAAAACGGAAAUGAGUCCGAUACAAGGACUGAGCCGGACACGAGACCUUCGAGCAGAGCGAGCGGUAACAGUGAAUCGUGCAAUUCCGAAAGUGACGAAUCGGAUAUGGAAGAAGCGGAAGUGCGCGCGAUGCAAAAGGAAGAGCCGCGAUUGAGUGACAUCGAUAGAUUCAGGAUACACGGCGAGGAAAAUUCGCCGGCGAUAGAAGAAAAUUACGUCGAGAAUCAAAACACUUCCGCGGCGACUGACGAAGAUCAAAUUAAACAGAGUAACUUGAAUAACUUAUUGAUUUCCGGCGCACCUGCGAAUGUAGACAAAUUUCAGACAUUGUGUCUCCAGGAAUCCGCUGCAGCUAUGGCAAGUGACGUAGAUUUCUCUAAUAAUGACGAGAAUGAUAAUGAAGAAGAGAACGACGAGGAAAAUAAUGAAAACGACGAAGAAGGAGAGGAAGAUGAAGGUGAGGGUGAAGAUGAAGGUGAGGGUGAAGAUGAAAGAGAGGGUGAAGAAGAAGGUGAGGGUGAUGAAGGUGAGGGUGAUGAAGGUGAGGAUGGAGGUGAAUGUGAAGAAGAAAGUGAAGGCGAGGAGGGUACAAGCGAGGCCGAGGCUGAAAGUGGAGAGGAUGAAGGUGAAGCCGAGGCCGAGGGUGAGGAGGAAGAAGAGGAAAAUGACGAGGACGUCGACGACGGACCGCCUGUGCUGAGUCCGAUAAUGCCUCUGUUACCAGAAAACGAAUCCGAGGAGCAUAGCAACACGAUGGAUCGUACAAGGCAUAAACUUAGUCCGAUGGUAUCGUUGAAUAUGGACAAAUUAAUGGAGGGGUGUGAGAUAACGGAAAUUAAAAAUGACGCGGAAAAUGCGGCGGCAACGUCGAACGCGUCCAAUUUCUUCGCGGCUAACAACAACGAUCUACCCGUGACAUGGGACGAGGACGAUUGCGCUUCCGAUGUCGGAGACAAAGACGUGAUGGGGGUGAAGAACGAGGAGUUUGAUAAGGAGUAUGCUAAGAGAAAUAUGAACGACUUGGAUGGCGACGAGUACGACGAAGAUUCCGGGGACGAAAAUGUCAUGGACGAUAGAGACGGUGGUAGUGGGGAUCAAGUGCACGAAAUACAUAGUUUAGACGGGACAGUGUUGAUGAUGGCUAAAGACGCGGAAGGUAAUCCGAUUUUGAUAGAACAUAAUGUGUUAGAUAUCGAUAACGACUCUAACACCGAGGUGGCGCAGUAUAUUUAUCCAGAUAAUGCUUAUGAGAUCGAGGAAGAGGAGGACGAGGAGGAUUUUGCGACGCAAAACGAAACCGACGCUAUGCAAACGGACGAGAUACAAGGUACCUAUGUUCAGGAUAUGUCGGAGAACGACGACAGCACGGGGGAUGAUGUAGAGGAGGACAGUAGUGACGCCCAGAAAUAGAAUAAGACACGAGUGCCAAAACAAGGAGAGAGAGAGAUAUUUAGAAUAUAAUAAUUAUAAUUCUGUAAUAAAAUGUAAGAUAUUAAUUAAUGCAACCUUGGGACUGAUCGAGACUCUUGAAAAAAAAUAUGUCAUAUGUACCUUGAAGAACGAAACAAUAUUGUACAGUAGAGUAAGCGAAGAGUAGUUUGUAGCUUCGAAAAAUUUUUUGAUAGAUUAAGCAUAAAAGAGAUUACGAUUUUCACGAGAAUAUGUUUCGUUUUUAUCGAUUUGUCAAAGGUGCGUCAAAUAAGACAAUUUGCGAAACGUUACAAGCUUCCAAAAGAAAGAAGAAAAAUGUCACUAAUCGUUUCGCAGAGUAAUACAAUUUUGAAUUAUAAAAAAAUAUGUCUAAGUAUCGCGUUAUGUGUAGAUUACUAAGAGCUACAAUUUACAAUACCUUUUUUAUGUUCCCGAUAUUAGUUAUAUCAAUAAAGCACUUUUUUGACAAUAAUAAUAUUGCGACUAUAGCUCACGCGCGAGAUGCCAUCCGUUAGACAGUAGGAUGCGAAUAUAACGAAUUAAACGUCGCGUUUUUGAGAAGCAAGAUUAAAAUCUGCAAACCGCGUGUGUCCCACACACAAAUUUAAAUUCUUUCCUUUCUUAAAUGUAAUUGAUAGAUUCUUUCGUACUGAUAUGAUUAUUUUAAUCACCUAGAAUUGUGCAGCAAAAAAAACCAUGACAAUUAUAUCAGUAAUAAAGAAAUACGAUUGUUACACAAGUUACACAUCGAAAGACAUUAGAUUAAAACCUUGGUAGAGUUUGACGCCGUCAUUUGAACCCAUUCGUUUCUUUUUAAUGGAGACAUUUCAAAUCAGGUUUUCUGCGUGCAUUUGCUUUAGCGAAAGAUCGUAAAGAAAAACUUUACCGAAACGCAUGAUAAACUAUAAAACUAUGUCCAUAAAUAAAGUCGAAUAUACUAUAACGGAAGCAACAAGUACCAUCCACAUUUCGAGAUAGAUUUAAAUGUUUCUUAUCGGAAUUCUUUUUUUAGCGUAAUAUAAAAAGAAACGAAAAUCGUACACCUUCGCUAUAUUUUUAUGGAAAAGUGAUAUAGAGAGAAAUAAAGGGGGUUUAUGUAAAUAAUAGCUUUAAACGAUCAAUCUGUACAGUUAUGUAAUACGAGUGUGUUUGUACGUAUGGAUGAGCGCAUGUGUGUGUGUGUAUCAAUGAUAUGCAGAAAAACUCGAGACGUAUAUUAGAGAAGGAAAGGGAGUGUAUUUCUCAAUUACAAAUAUCAACGAUCAAUUGAAACUUGAGCGAGACAUAGUUGUUGCUUUGUAUUAUAUUAAUUUAAUCGCCUUGCAAAUCUUUUCAACUACUUAGUUUGAAUGAGUAAAGUCAGAGAGGACAGUAAAGUGGAAUCGUUGUGUGUUACGUUUGAAUUGUGACAGAUUGAAAAAUAUACGCAUUUUUGUGCGCAAUGCGUAUGCGAUAGCGACGAAAAGUUAGAAACGAGCGUCAAAUAGCAAACGACGUUUUUUUUUAAAUCAUAUUCGUCGAUUUCAAUCCAAUAACAUAUGUCAACGAUCUCUCUUU